Messenger RNA from Pelobates cultripes (western spadefoot toad), 40264 nucleotides. NCBI's taxonomy places the organism in Eukaryota, Metazoa, Chordata, Amphibia, Anura, Pelobatidae. The record is from the annotation of a GenBank genome assembly.
CCGGGUUGCAUGCCGGUAUUGUGAGAGUGCUAUUAGUGCCUGUGAUCGCAGUGAGGCUCUGUCAGUUCCUGGAAGCUGAGCUGCAGAUUGUUCCUGUGCAGUGCUAUCACCAGCCAUGGCGGAUCCCAGCUCCUUCGCCUCUCCUGAUCACUUCAUCACCAGACACCUGAACCUCCAUCUUAGCCUGGAUUUCUGCAGCCGAGUUAUCAGAGCCUCCACCUCCCUGACCGUGCGAUCCCUGCAAGACAGCCUGAGCCAGCUGGUACAGUGACCAUCAUGUGCCACACCUGGCAUGGGGCAUAGAUAGGGCACUGAGUGCAUCACCUGGCAUGGGGCAUAGAUAGGGCACUGAGUGCCACACCUGGCAUGGAGCAUAGAUAGGGCACUGAGUGCCACACCUGGCAUGGGGCAUAGACAGAGCACUGAGUGCAUCACCUGGCAUGGGGCAUAGACAGAGCACUGUGUGCAUCACCUGGCAUGGGGCAUAGACAGAGCACUGAGUGCAUCACCUGGCAUGGGGCAUAGACAGAGCACUGAGUGCAUCACCUGGCAUGGGGCAUAGACAGAGCACUGAGUGCAUCACCUGGCAUGGGGCAUAGAUAGAGCACUGAGUGCAUCACCUGGCAUGGGGCAUAGAUAGGGCACUGAGUGCCACACCUGGCAUGGGGCAUAGAUAGAGCACUGAGUGCAUCACCUGGCAUGGGGCAUAGACAGAGCACUGUGUGCAUCACCUGGCAUGGGGCAUAGAUAGGGCACUGAGUGCCACACCUGGCAUGGGGCAUAGAUAGAGCACUGAGUGCAUCACCUGGCAUGGGGCAUAGACAGAGCACUGUGUGCAUCACCUGGCAUGGGGCAUAGAUAGGGCACUGAGUGCCACACCUGGCAUGGGGCAUAGAUAGAGCACUGAGUGCAUCACCUGGCAUGGGGCAUAGACAGAGCACUGAGUGCAUCACCUGGCAUGGGGCAUAGACAGAGCACUGUGUGCCACACCUGGCAUGGGGCAUAGAUACAGCACUGAGUGCCACACCUGGCAUGGAGCAUAGAUAGGGCACAGAGUGCAUCACCUGGCAUGGAGCAUAGAUAGGGCACAGAGUGCAUCACCUGGCAUGGGGCAGAGAUAGAGCACUGUGGGCCCACACCUGGCAUAAGAAAUAUUACCUUGUGUGCCACACCUGGCAUGGGGCAUAGGGCAUUGGCUGUAACAUGCAGCUCUGCAGUAAUAGGUUUAGGACUUGGCUCUCUAAUUAUACAUUAUAUCAGGGGGUACAAUGAUUUAUGUUUUUUUAUUUUUUUUUAUUUUUUUAUAAAUGUUGAACACUUACUGGUUACUAUACAACAAAUAUCAUGUACCAUAAAUUAUUAAUAAAUCAAGCAGUGAUUUACAGUGCAUUUAUCUAUUUCCUGAAAUUUAGCUUUUGCAUAUUGGUUCCCUAUUUCUUAAUUUUACAUGCUCUGCAAUUUGCCCCAGCCAAUCAUAAUGGAGAGCGGAAAGAGACAAUCAAACAGAAAUAAUUUGGGGCUUUAUCAAAAUGUCAUGAUCUGAAAAAGUGGUGCAAAUGCCUAUAAGUGGGGCAAUCACCAACAAACCAAAGAAUCAGGUAUUAGUGAUUUGCUGGAAUUUCACAACUUGGUAUCGUGACCUUGAUAAAAUGUAUGUAUUUCUCCUCUUUUAAUGCAAUGUGUGCUCGGGCUGUGCUAGAGCACACAUUGUCCAUUGUGAUGUCUAUUGCUAAAACAGAGGAACCAAGCAUCGUAAUCACUACAGUGUACUACCAUAACCACUACAGCUGUAGCAUUUGACUUCUAUAUACAAUAGUGCAACCAUGUGCUGCCCAUCAGUAUGUAUAAUAGCUGACGAGGCCCAAAGAAGGCUGAAACGAUCAUCCGGGGUUACUGUAUUUCUUGUGCAGAGAGAACUUGCCGGCAUUUAGGUUCUGGACUGCCCUUAUGAGUGGGAUCAGUCCGAUAUGCCUUGGAAAAGGUUCUCUCUGUAAUUGCAAAAGUGAUCAAUGAGACCUGAGCAGGGAUUUACCAAAGGGCAAGAUAUUGAGUUUCUCAAAGUUUUUGUCCUUUCUCAGAGUUCUUAUAUUCUUUGUUUUUGUUAUAAUUGAUAGAUAUUCAAAAAAUCUUGAUGGAUCUGGCAGCCCUCGAUAUAUAUGUUUUAUACUUCUGAUGAAGCCGAAUUGGUGAAACGCGUAAAGUGAUAUUUCUUAUAGCCCUUUUUGUUUUCUAUAUUGCUAAUAUUUGUUAUCAUUAAAUAAUUUUAAAGUGAUAUACUACUUUAUUUUUAUUCACCUUCCUCAUCACUUCCUGGUACCAUAUAUCCUUCAGUGGGGAUUAUACCACUGCAAGCCUUUUAUACUAGAGCAAGUUGUCUGCUCUAACAAAUGUGAGUACAACAACCUUCAUUUUAUUUUUUCCACAUUUGAAAUUAGAACUGCUACACUAUUGGAGUUCUCUCUCUUCUGUUUCCAUUUUAUUUAUGCCAUCACAUCAAUGGAGCAUUGAAAAGUUGAACUUUCUAUCCUGAGACGGGGAUUGUACCGUCCGUGCAAGUUAAGGUAGAGCUCCUGAUUAGCUCUACCAAAUGUGAGUUUGAAAUACCUCAGUUUAUACAUUAUUUUUGGUCUUUAUUAUAGAAUAUUGCACUAUUGUAUCUUCCUCUCUGUGUUUUAUUUGAGGAUAUAUUAUUCACACCGAUUAAGGGACAUCAAGUGUAUGUAUGAAAAAAUUUAUUUAAAGCGCAGUUUCUUCUCCUUCUUUUAUAUUGUUUCCUUACAAGGCUGGGAAUCCUUGCACUAGUUACUGCUGCUUAUUUACUCUUUUUGUUUUGAAGUGAGCACCCGACACACCUCUCCUCAGCCCUCGAUAUAAGUCUGCUCUAUGUUAGUCUGAUUAUCAUAAAAGGUUAUUAACUAAAUUCAGAAUUGCAGCAAAUUAAAUCCAUAUUGCAAAAUUAAAGCUAAAAUAGUCUAUAGCUGAGUUGGAGAACUUUUCCAUAACAACUAUUUUUGCAUAAAAUAUUGCUGUUUGUAUUGUAAUUUGCUACAAUUCAGAGUUUAGUGAAUAACGCUUAUAAUAUCUGUCUGUCUAAGUUCUUGAGGUGAAAUGAUAUUGUCAGCAUGUUGUGAAGAUAUGCUGUUCACGAUAUGCAAAGUCUUCUGAUUUGCAGAGUCUAAAGGUGAAUGGGCAGGUUCACAGAGUAGAACGCAGAUAUUUCAUAUUUUUAACAAUUAGCUAAUUUAAAAAAGUUAUUAUUUAAUCAUAGACACCCUUGGACUCUGGCAGUAAUGGUGGCUGAAGAUCGAUGAGAAAGAACUUGUCUGACACCGUUCAGCUCUCUGCUACUAGUAAAGCUGCCAUAUCCGCCAUGUUUUCAUGGACUCCUGUUCAAGGAUUAACCCCAUAAAACAUAAUUUUUAUAUAUUAAAGGGUAGCACACGGGUGAGACAUUCUAAAAAAUUUUUUACAUGUCCAAGAGACUAAAGCAGUAGCUUAAUCUACUUAUCCUGACACACGAAAGAACAAUUUCAGUUACAAAAAUGUGGGCCCUAAUGUGGGCUCUUUGUGUGUUUUGUUACAUGUGAUGGCUGUGUGUACUGUGUAUAUAUAUUUGUUUUGCGUAAUGUGUGUGCUGGCUGUAUGUGAGAUGUGUGACCAUGCUUCCUUACUUCAUACCUUUCUGCAGGGAUGGGAUGAUCUUUGGUGGUACAAAGGUGGGUCUUUGAUCCCUGGUGGUAUAGGGGAUAAUUACAUGGUAGUUUUUCGAGGUCCCUUGGUCCUUAACAUUUUGAAGGUUUCUGUGCCCAGGUGUCCUUCAGGAUCCCAGUGCUUUUGCGUCCUUUUGGUUCAUGGUGUCCUCCAGGAACCUGGCCCACAGGCAUCCUCCAAAUUCCUGGUGUCUAAUUAUUUUCCAGGAUCCCUUCUCUCUAGCAUUGUGCUCCAUUUUUUUUUAAAUAGUGUAUUAUUAUUAUUAUUAUUAUUAUUAUUUAUUAUUUAUAUAGCUCCAAAAAAUUCCACAGGGCUUUACAAUGGGUGAACUAACAAACAUGUAAUUGUAAACAGACAAGUUGGACACACAGGAACAGAGGGGUUGAGGACCCUGCUCAAUGAGCUUACAUGCUAGAGGUAGUGGGGUAAAGUGACACAAAAGGUAAGGAUAGUAUUAGAGAAGUAGAUUGGUAUGGUAUGAAUAUGACUAUGAUUUUAUAAAAUGAAUAUAAUAUGAAUAUGAUUUUAUGAUAUGAAUAUGACUAUGAUUUUAACAAGACUUAAUCAGCUAGGAUAGAUCCUACAGUGUAAAGAUGUAAAACCAUAAAUGCAGAAAACUGAGACUAUAGCCAUUUAAUCAUAAUCCGACAUUUAACUGAGAAAACAUAUUUAGAAUAAGUAAACGCUAGGAAUACAGUCAGAUGGUCUGAUUAAUGUGUUAAAGGAAAACUCCACAUUUAUACAUACAUUUGUGUAUAACCCUGCAGAGAUAUUCACUAUAGUGAGAAAUGUCAAGUAUUCAGAGUGAAUUUCAUAUUUAUGGUCAAAAUAGCCAAACUGGAAGAAAAAACUCUAUUCUUUCAGUUUGGCUAUUUUGGCCUCAAAUUUGAAUUCACUUUGAAUUAAUAACAAUUCUCUCUUUAGUGAAUAGUGCUGUUACAGUGACAUAUUGCUAAUUUAGAUUUUAGGUAGCCCCUUUUACCUGAAAAUAAAUAAUUAACUUAUUAGUAAUCGAGCAACAAAAGGGUGUUUCUUUGCAGCCAUGAUCUGACUGCUGUGAGAUUAGUAUUAAUAACCUCCCAGCCAAUAGAAUGCUUCAAAUAGAGAGGCAUAACAAUGCAGGCAUAUGUUAAACAUAGAAACAUAGAAUGCCCAAUUUUCUAAAUACUUUCAUUAGUCCCUGGCCUUAUCUUAUAGGUAGGAUAGCCUUAUGCCUCUCCCACGCAAGCUUAGACUUCUUUACUGUGUUAACCUCUACCACUUCAGAACUACUCGUGUUCGUCAAUAGCCAUUCUGCACCUUCAGUGCUUCUCAUAGAGAAGCCUGUAAACCAAUACUUCUCUGUGAGAAGCCCUCAAGGGACUCACAGCACUUUAUAAAAGAGACAAUUUCUCUUGCAAUCUGCACCUUUCUAAAGUGACAAAUGGGAGGACAUUCUUUUAAUGCCUGAAGUACCUAAGGGGUAAUGAACCCCAGUCACAUUUAGAUUCAAGGCCUCCCUGUAUGAACGGAAAUAAUAAGGUUUUACUCCCCUUUAAUCCUGCAGUGUCCCGGUCUCAAUAAUGUGAAUCUUAAAAGCCUAAGGACACUAUAAGUACAAAAACAACUUUAGAUUAAUGGAGCAGUUUUGGUGUAUAGAUGAUGCCCCUUUUUCUGUCCUGGCUGAGAUGGAAAGCAAGAAAAACAGAUGAGAUUAACUUGACCCGAGAGAGGACUAGCGAAGGAAGCCAGAAUUCUGGAUUGAAGUAGGAGAAAUCUGAUGAAAAAAAUAUAUAUGGAAAAGCUCUCUCUGUGAAACACUGGGAAAGACAUAAUAUGCAAACCCAAACCUGUUUGUUUUUUUCUGUGGCAUGUUUAGGGUGGGUAGACAUAUUUUCCAAAUUAUACGCAUAUUGCCCACUUGAAGAGUUACAAAUAUGAUGAAGCAAUGGUAAGAAAAUCUCAAUUAGCUAAAAUGCAAGGGAAGAGGAAGCAAAUCACUUCCUCUUAUAUUGCAAUUAUUAAAGCAAGAAUAAUUCAGUGAGAGCAUGAUCAGCAAGCAUAAAUAUAAACAUAUAUAACCUACAUGUUCAUAAAUGUAAAAAACAUGAACAUUGAACAGAAGUAAAGAAUUUCAAAAUGUGAGUCCUACAUAAGAUGACUUAAAAUGUUUACAAAGUAAGCAUCUUUGAUUACAGGUCAUCAGUAGUGAUGAGUUGCAGGAUAGUAAUGGACGUCAGGAAUGAGGAGACUCUCCCAAAGCUGACACAAGGUGGGUCUAACUGAUUUUAGCUCUUUUAGUGACAAAAUAGGGGCAUUGAUCUAAGCCAGGGAUGUCAAUCUCAUUUGUUCUGGAGGGCCAAAUUGUCCACUGAUAUAGGUAUGGCUGCCAGGGGAAAUGAACAGGGGUACGGUACCGUUCACUAUUAUUGGGCCACAAGGCUUGAUAUAAGAGUAGUCUUGCAGGCCAAAUACAUGGGCUCCAUAUAAGGGCUGUAGGUAGGCCUUAAGUUUGAAAAGCCCUGAUCUAAGCAGUUUAAAGAGCUACUCUUAUCACAAAACUCACUUCCACAUCUUAAUGAAAUAAAUUUGUUCUUUUUUGGACAAUCUAAAACGAUGCCAUUUCUGAGGAAUAGCAAUAUAUCAAUGGUCCGACAUCUGGCGCUGACAGCCACAAGAGGCACUUUCUCAUUGAAGACCUUUGAUGAGAACCAUUGGAUUGGCCGGAGAACAACAGAACAGGCUGCUUCAUAGAGACUGUCCCAGCUGCUUUACAUUUUAGUUUAGUGGCUUUUUUUUGUUUGAAAGGGUGGGGCCAGUAAUUUAAAAGGGAAGAGUGUUCAUCUAAGAGUCAAUAUGUGUUGCAAUUGUUCUCAAAGCUAACAAAUGAAAACAAUGGUGACUGCGGAAAAUGAUGUCACAGCCACUAAACCACACUGUCUGAAAAGAUCCCUUCCGACACAUAUCCAGAGGAAGAGGAACUGUUUUUGUGGUUAGAUAUAUCAUCAGCAUAUUUAUAAUACAAAGUAUGUAUAUUUAUUAUCACAUAUUAUAAAUCUUGUGAUAACCAGAUUCAGGCUGCACUUUACACUCCUGAGCAGCACCUUGCUGACAUUGUAAUAGUUUAACCUCUUCAGGACACAAGAUGGAAAUGUUUAUUUUAUUAUUUAUGUUAUAUGCAAUUUAAGUGCGCUGUUUAUUGGUAUGACAUGCGCAAAAGUUUGGACAACCUUUUAUCCAAUCCCUUAGAUAUUUCUUUGUAAGGUCUCAAAUCUUUAUAUGGUUAAAGGAACACUGUAGGCACCCAGACCACUUCAGCUCAUUGAAGUGGUCUGGGUGCAGUGUCCCUUUUGCACCUAGUACUGCAAAGUUAAACAUUGCAGUUUCAGAGAAACAGCAAUGUUUACAUUGCAACACUAAGUCAGCCUCUAGUAGCAGUCUACCAUGCAGUCACUGGAGGACUUGGAUGUUUGGACAGGAGCCAUUAGGGGAGUAAUUUUAGUGCUUUCCAGAGGAGCUAUCUUGAGUAGAUGCGCCUCUGUUCAUGACCAUUUCUAAAAGCACAAGUGGUCAUGGUGGUUGGGGUAACCCUUUAACCCCUUAAGGACACAUGACAUGUGUGACAUGUCACGAUUCCCUUUUAUUUCAGAAGUUUGGUCCUUAAGGGGGUUAAAAAAAAAAAAAGGUACAUUGCAUUACAGUUAAAGGACCACUAUAGUUCCAGGAAAACAUACUCAUUUUCCUGGCACUAUAGUGCCCUGAGGGUGCCCCCACCCUCAGGGUCCCCCUCCCGCCGGGCUCUGGAAAGGGGAAAGGGGUUUAAACUUACCUUUUCCAGAGCUGGGCGGGGAGCUCUCCUCCUUCUCUCCUCCUCCGUGCGCGCAUUCAGCCGGUCGCAUAGGAAAGCAUUUACAAUGCUUUCCUAUGGACGCUGGCGUGCUCUCACUGUGAGACAGCCACUGAGACAGCCACUAGAGGAUUUGGGGGAAGGCUUAACCCAUUAAUAAACAUAGCAGUUUCUCUGAAACUGCUAUGUUUAUUAAAAAAUGGGUUAACCCUACCUGGACCAGGCACCCAGACCACUACAUUAAGCUGAAAUGGUCUGGGUGCCUAGAGUGGUCCUUUAAAGGUACAUUAAAAGUGCCAUAAUCAGUACAGCUCUCUGUAGUGUUUAUGGCACCAGGAGUGAACUGAUCAGUCAAACUGUUUGCUAAAGGUUUGACUUCUUACCCUAGAAGACUUUGGUACGCCUUUGCCGAUGCCCUUCUUAUGUGAACUCCAUUAUAGGAACAGCAUCCCAGAAGGGAUGAAAUCAGACUGUACUGUUAGGUGUGUUUUGUUCUGGACUUUCUCAAAGAAAAAUGCUAAAUUGAUAGAUUACCCCUGGACCUAUAGGGAAUGGACACUUAACUGCUGGACAGGGCCAUGCAGAGUACAACAAGGGAAGUGGCUAACAAAAAUGUUACAAUGUAUAGUGUAUUGUUAGUAAUGAGUCUUUCACUUACCAGGAGGGCAGCAGAGUAAAAGCAUGUUUAAUUUCUCCCACCCUCCUUUGCCAAAACAUUUUGCUGUGUUUUGUUGUCUUUUAUUAAUUUUCUUUUCUUUGUCAAGCUUGCAAAAGUUUCUGGCCAACAGAAUAUAUAGGAAUGUAGCAAUGCUGCCUCUGCUGGGCACUGGGGAGACAUGCCAUGCAUGGACCGCUAUGGCUAACAGUACUAGAGCUCAGGGAUUUUGGUUAACUGACUACUUGGUAGGACAGAAUUAGGUUUUAAUGUUGGUACUUAAUAAAGCUAUUGCCUGUGCUCUUUACCAAAAGGAUUGUGUUGGGAUGUUGUUUAUGGGAUCCCUGGUUCACCAGUCAUGAAUCUACAGAGUGGCCAUCAUAUAUACCUACGUUUAUCAAUGCUAGAGGCUGCCAACAUUCAUUAUAAAGCUAUUUCAAGCACCAUGACCACUUCAGUGAUUUGAAGUGGUUAUGGUGACAAACUGCAUUAGAGAGGGUGGGCUAUGGGUGCAGUUUUUUUUUUUUUUUAACUGCUCACUAAAAAAACGAUUCUUUGCGCCAUAACCACUGCAAUGAACUUUAGCUGCUACAAUGAGCUGUAGAGGUGAUCGUGUUUAUAGAGAUUUUAUUAAAUGCAUUAAUUUAUUUAUCUUAAGGAGGAGUUACUGUUACCCUUUAUAACACAUCUGUUUUUUUUUUAUAAACAUGCAAUUGGGCAUUCCUAGCUAGUACAAAAAAAAUUAUUUAAAGCUUCCAGCAUUUGUCUCCAGUCCUCUGUCCGACAUCAUCCCUGCACUUGUGCGGUCCGGUCAAAUGGUUCUCAUUUGACUGGACCAUUUUGCCUGUUCAGAACUCAUACUUGCGCUCUGAGCUGACGAAAGGAUGGAAGAAGAGGGGGCAGGAGGGAAGUUUUUUUUUUUUUAAAUUGAGUUCAGCUAUGGAGGGAGAUGGGGGGGGGGGGAGAGCAAGCUUCCCCUGCAAGUAAAAGAUCAAAAGAUCACUACAUCUGUCACCAGCACGCAGUGCAGGCUGACAACAAAUGAAAUUUUUGUACAAGUUUGAUACUGGGCACAAAAGUUAUUAUAUCUUUGAAUGUGCAGCAUUUCAAACAGAAACACUGCACAGACACGUACCAACAUAACAAUUUCAAAUUACUGAAGUGGUCAAGGUGGUUGGUGUAACCCUUUCAUUAAUAAAAUAAAUAUUUAAUAAUAUACAUUUAACAACCUAAAUAAAUAUGUUAACUAUCAAAAUUGUGGUAAUGACACAUUUGUGUAAUGAGAACAAUAUCUACUUUUGCAGUUCACAUCCCCACUCCAGUAGUCAAUGGGCCCUUGGUUAAUAACCGUGUCAGAGUAGCCCUUUAAGAUGCCAUUAGUACAUAUACCUGUGGCAUUUUCUUAAGGUAAUAAACAUGAUUUGCUUUUAUUGUGCAUUUGGGGAAAAUACAAAGGCAUCAUUACAAUGGAGUUCAGUGACAAAAACUCGAAUUUUGAAGAUUUGUCAAGAAAAUUGUAUAAUUUAUACCAAAAUGGAAGAAUUAGAAACAAUCUAUAACUCGAUAUUAUUUUAUUAUUAUUUUAUUAUUUUGGGGUAUUUAUUUUUUGCCUAAAAUUUUCCAAUCCUUUUGACAGUUUUCCACCAUGCCAUAUUUAAUGAAUAAACCCAAGUGCUAUUUUUAACAGUAUUUCAAACAUUAUGUUAUAUUUUAAUAAUGUUAGAAAAAACAGAAUGUCCCUAAGUGGGACUAUUGGUGUGUACAAGUGAACCAGUGAGGGGGUAACCCUUAAUUUGACAACAGAGAAAAAUAUAUGUGUCCAGAGGAUACUAAUCCAAUAGACACAAGAAAGGUUCAUUGUAGAAUAUAGAACUAAUAUUAGAAAGACGUAACAAUUAGAUAAGUUUUAUUACAUAUUUUCAGAAAAAGACAUAUAUAACAUAGACCCAUUAAAAAAGAGAUAAUGUAUUUCCCAUCGGGGGAUCCUUCACAUAGACAUAAUACCUGUUGUUAUCUGAGUAUUUGAGUACAAGGGUGGUCUCUGAUGGGUCUACAAUGGUAUACUACAAAGUAUGAUUAUCCUUGGAUUAUUUUAGCACUAAAUGCUAUACUUUCAAAUGGUUAACUAUUGAUCAUUUUAAUAUACCCUUAAUAGUGGUUUUGUUUUAGAAGGCUUUCAUUGCUUUUCCUUAUUGCCACAAGGGACUUAGUGUAAAUGAUUUAUAUAGUUAUAUUAGAGUGACAGGUUUCUUUAGGUGUCAGUCUGGGGUUAUUACAGGUUAAAAUUGGUUAUAAGUACAAACUAUACGACUCAGAUUUUCUACUAUAGUGGUGCUUUUUUUCUAGGGCCUUAGACUGCCUUUAAUUCUAACCACAAGAGGUCUGAAGUUGUUAUAUACACCUUGUUUUUUACUAUCAACUCAUGCUAUUAUACAGCUAUAUGAUAUAAAGAAUAUACUGUCAAAUGGUUAACCAGCGAUCACUAUAGUAUACCCUUAAUGGAUCACUAUAGAGUCAGGAAAACAACGCGGUUUUCCUGACACUAUAGUGCCCUGAGGGUGCCCCCACCCUCAGGGUCCCCCUCCCGUGGCGCUGAAGGGGUUAAAACCACUUCAGCAACUUACCUUAAUCCAGCGCCGGGCUCCCUGGGCGCUGGUGACCUCUCCUCCCCCACCGACGUCAGCUCCCGAGUGGAGCGGAAUGCGCAUGCGUGGCAAGUGCUGCGCGCGCAUUUAAACAGUCCAUAGGAAAGCAUUUCUCAAUGCUUUCCUAUGGACGUUCUGCACGUUGGAUGCAAAUUUGGCAUCCAGCGUCGCAGAUGCGUCUCUAGUGGUUGUCAGGAAGAGAGCCACUAGAGGUUGGAUUAACCCCAAAUGUAAACAUAGCAGUUUCUCUGAAACUGCUAUGUUUACAUCUGCAGGGUUAAAACCUGAGGGACCUGGCACCCAGACCACUUAAUUGAGCUGAAGUAGUCUGGGUUCCUAUAGUGUCCCUUUAAUAAUGGUUUUGUUUUAGAAGGUCAUUUCAUUGCCUUUCUGUAUUGCCACAAGGGACAUAGUGUAACUGAUAUACAGUAUAUAGCUAUAUCAGAGUGACAAGUUUAUUUUUCUCGAAAUAUUUAAUAAAACUUAUCUAAUUGCUGUCUCUCUAAUAUUAGAACCUUUCUUGUGUCUAUUGGAUUAGUAUCCUCUGGACACAUAUACUUUUCUCUGUUUUAAUAAUGUUACUGUCAAUCAAAUUAUGUGUCAGAGGCAAAAAAAGCAAAGAUACGUUAAAAUAAAUAUAUUCCACCCUACUAACUGAUAAGUCGCAAAAAAUACUUGUCCGCCUAUGAAUGACUACAUUUCCAUUGAUGCUUUGCGCGGCUGGCAAAGUUUCCCGUUGCAUGCCGGGAUUGUGAGAGUGCUAUUAGUGCCUGUGAUCGCAGUGAGGCUCUGUCAGUUCCUGGAAGCUGAGCUGCAGAUUGUUCCUGUGCAGUGCUAUCACCAGCCAUGGCAGAUCCCAGCUCCUUCGCCUCUCCUGAUCACUUCAUCACCAGACACCUGAACCUCCAUCUUAGCCUGGAUUUCUGCAGCCGAGUUAUCAGAGCCUCCACCUCCCUGACCGUGCGAUCCCUGCAAGACAGCCUGAGCCAGCUGGUACAGUGACCAUCAUGUGCCACACCUGGCAUGGGGCAUAGAUAGGACACUGAGUGCCACACCUGGCAUGGGGCAUAGGCAUGGGGCAUAGACAGAGCACUGAGUGCAUCACCUGGCAUGGGCAUAGACAGAGCACCGAGUGCAUCACCUGGCAUAGACAGAGCACUGAGUGCACUCCUGGCAUGGGGCAUAGACAGAGCACUGAGUGCAUCACCUGGCAUGGGGCAUAGACAGAGCACUGUGUGCCACACCUGGCAUGGGGCAUAGACAGAGCACUGAGUGCAUCACCUGGCAUGGGGCAUAGACAGAGCACUGUGUGCCACACCUGGCAUGGGGCAUAGACAGAGCACUGAGUGCAUCACCUGGCAUUGGGCAUAGACAGAGCACCGAGUGCAUCACCUGGCAUAGACAGAGCACUGAGUGCCACUCCUGGCAUGGGGCAUAGACAGAGCACUGAGUGCAUCACCUGGCAUGGGGCAUAGACAGAGCACUGUGUGCCACACCUGGCAUGGGGCAUAGGCAGAGCACUGAGUGCAUCACCUGGCAUGGGCAUAGACAGAGCACUGUGUGCCACACCUGGCAUGGGGCAUAGACAGAGCACUGAGUGCAUCACCUGGCAUUGGGCAUAGACAGAGCACCGAGUGCAUCACCUGGCAUGGGACAUAGACAGAGCACUGAGUGCAUCACCUGGCAUGGGGCAUAGACAGAGCACUGAGUGCCACUCCUGGCAUGGGGCAUAGACAGAGCACUGAGUGCAUCACCUGGCAUGGGGCAUAGACAGAGCACUGAGUGCCACACCUGGCAUGGGGCAUAGACAGAGCACUGUGUGCAUCACCUGGCAUGGGGCAUAGACAGAGCACCGAGUGCAUCACCUGGCAUGGGGCAUAGACAGAGCACUGUGUGCAUCACCUGGCAUGGGGCAUACAUAGAGCACUGUGUGCAUCACCUGGCAUGGGGCAUACAUAGAGCACUGUGUGCCACAACUGGCAUGGGGGAUAGUUCGCGAACUGCAACAGGCAGCAUUGCAGGAAUAGGCCCAGGCUACAGCCAGAGCCCUAGUCAUAACUUAAUAUUGUGUAUAUAGCGGAGAUUUUAAAUUGUGUGACAUCAUUUUUAUUUUGUGUGUAUGUUCUAUAAGUUAUUGUAGUUAUGUGUAUCCUUUCCUGCAAUUGGUGGUAGUUGCUUUUGUGACCAGCAGCUACUAUCUGUAGAUGUUACCGUUCUGUCCCUGUUACAGAUGUGCUGGGGAGAUGCAGAGAAUGAAGCCCUCUCUCCCCACCUCCCCUCCUGUCAUAUCCCUAAAAGGAGAGAGGCUGAAUCAAGGAAGCAGAUGUAAUUAUCUGCUACCUGGGAGUGUAACUAACACUAAUGUUGGGAAGGCCAAGACACACAAAUUCCCUAGUCAGUAAAUUACCUCAAGAAACUAGCCAUAACCUUAAUUAUAAAUAAAUAAUAAAACAGUAAUCAAAGAUAUGUGAUGGUGAAGCAUUUAUUAAGGCACAAUAAUGCUAUUUUGGGGUUAUGGAGACUUUUAUAACCAAUAUCUAUUGGGCUUUUCAUACUUUCUCACAGCAUUUAGCAGAAGAUGCUGAAGUUUUCUAAUACAAUAUACACACUAUCUAAAGAGCGGUUUACCCUUGACAAAAUGUCCCAAUGUCUUUUUAUAUUGAGUAAAUAGAUGCUUUAAAGGUGUAUUCCUGACGCAAUAGUUUUAAACCCACUAUUUUUUUACUCACACUGAAAAGGCAGUGUUUACAUUAAAAAGCAUGGAGGGAUAUGUUAUUGACACCAGAACCACUACAUUAAGCUGCAGUUGUUCUGGUGAAUAAACUGCUCCUUUAAAUUAUAUAUAAUAUUGCUCAUAAACUUAAUUCCAGUGACAUUUGGGUGAAGGUUUUUUUCUCCGCUGAAACAUAGUUGCUCAUGAAAUUCUUUAUUUUGCAAGAAUACUGUUGAGUUACAGUAUCAGUUACACUUUACACAAUACCUGCCAGUAAUUGAUUCCUGUAUGCUACAGUAAUCUCCUCUGGAGAUUAUUUUGCUGAAUUUAAUCUCCAAUUGUUUGCAGUGAACGAAUACAAUUUGUUUGCUAUUUUUUCCCCCCCUCUGACAAUUGCCACGUGCAUGAUGCAUUGCCAGGACCAAAAGGUACCUAUAUUAGACAUGCAUCCAAUUUUAAAUGAAUGACAAAAUCAAUGAAAAUUUCAGUUUUUGUUAAUUUAAUCUGAGAACUAAUAACAAAUCGCUGUAUGAACAAAUAGGUCAAACAUAAUUGUUUCGUUCAUCGCAAUUUGUAUCCGCGCGUGGACUGCUGUAGCCAUGCAGGUUUUUUUAAAUAAUUCUUAUUUAUUUUUUGGGCUGGGUGUGUUUAUGCAAUUGCAUAGCCUAUCUUUAAAAGUCAUUGUUUGCUUUCAUUUUGCAUUAACCUGUUUUAGUAAACCAGUCCAUUCAUUUCCAUAGAGAUUAAAGGACCACUAUAGGCACCCAGACCACUUUAGCUCAUUGAAGUGGUCUGGGUGCCAGGUCCCUCUAGUUUUAAUCCUGCAGCUGUAAACAUGAGGGUUAAUCCAGCCUCUAGUGGCUCUCCCACUGACAGGCACUAGAGGCUACUUCCGCGAUUCUCACUGUGAAAUCCACAGUGAGAAGACGCUGGACAUCCAUAGGAAAGCAUUGAGUAUGGGCUGUUUGAGUGCGCGCGCGGCUCUUGCGGCGCAUUUGGUGCUGACGUUUGCAGGAGCAGGAGAGUUCCCCAGCACCGAGGGAGCCCGGCGCUGGAGACAUGUAAGUGGCUGAAGGGGUUCUAACCCCUUCAGCCCAGCGGGAGUGGGGCCAUGAGGGUGGGGGGGACCUAAUGACCCUAGAGUGCCAGGAAAACGAGUUUGUUUUCCUGGCACUAUAGUGGUCCUGUAAUGAUUCGAAUGAAUGAAAAUUUGUAAUUAUUUCAGACAGACCAGGGUAGAUACUGAAUGAAUUUUGGGUGAUCCAAUACAAAAAAUAAAUAUUUUAGAACGAAAAAAAAAAUCUCUUUCCAUGCACCCCUGUAAUCUAGAUUUCUACAGCAUAUCUCAUUAUGUCUACCUGGAUUUAUUCAAAAUAAACUAAUUAGGUGAACAGUGUAUCUGUAGGAUCACUCAAAGCCUAAUAUUUACUUAUGUGUAUCUUGUUCUUUAUGUGUGGUGUAUGAGGGCAUUUACUGUUUCAGUUUUUUCUCAUUUAAACAAACAAAAAAAGCAAUAAUAAAGUUUUAGUUUAAGGAAAAAACCUUCCCUCAAUCCUGUGCCAGGACCACUUUCCUCCUACAUCCCAAUGUCCCGCAACAUUGCUGCUCUUAAGGGUCCAAUCAAAUGCUUCUCAUAAAAAAGCAUUGGUUAAUCUUGGGAUGCAUGCGCUUCCAGCUCAGAAACCCAUCACACAGACCAUUCUGCUAGAGACAUUUAAUCUAAUGAUUCUCUAUCAGAACAAGUGAAUGCUUUAUCAUGUGUGCAGUGCGUGUAUUCACGAGUUGAGUGACAGCUCAUGGUUUUUGCUAAUGCCCACCUUCCAAUCCAAGUGCCGAGGGGGAAGGGACGGAAUAUUGGGCAGUCUAUUAAAGUGAAGUCCUUAAGGCUUCCCAUUGCAGGCAUGCUCACAGCGCUGCCUGCAAGGGAAGAACCUGAUUAUGUAUGUUGCCAGUACACAGUGUGCAUUGACAAUGGCCAUUCAAAAAAAAUUAUAAUAAUUAUGCACAGAGUUAACGUUAGUCAGUCUAGAACAGUGUUCCACCCUGACUACAUCACUUACACCGGAGGUGUGGCUACACUCUGGCAGCAAAGUAGGAAUAUCUAGAUUGCUGCACGUACCAUGGCCUCUUCUAAAAGCAGAAGUGGCCAUGGUGGUUGGAGUAACCUUUUAAACUUUAUCCUUUUUUGUGCAAUAUUAACUGAGAAUCUAGAAGACCUUUUUAGUUCACUGCUUCCUGUCUUGUCUUUCUUAUUUAUUUAUUUUUAACUAAACAGAGAUAGGGCACCUGCACAUGUGUAUUUGGCUUGCAAAUAAAAUGCAUAAAAUGGAUAAAAAAACUUUACAUUUGUUUAUUUUCUGGCCAGUAUUAUAUACUCUUUUUGAUAAGCUGUAAUAAAGAGAAAGAGAUAUGCUAUAGCAACUUAAUAUUUCCUAUUAUACAUAUUUGUUUAACCACUUAAGGACACAUGACAUGUCAUGAUUCCCUUUUAUUCCAGAAGUUUGGUCCUUAAGGGGUUAAAGGGUUGAAUGCCUGGAAUGUAUUCAGACACCAAGUUUUAUUUGAAAAAUACAUUGGACACUUGUUCCUACCAAACGUGGCACUCUCUGAGUGUAUCACUAAUGUUAUAACUGUGAUGGCCUACUUUGGUACCCUGAUGCAUUUUAGACGCCCGAUGGCCAUUGUUAAAAAUAUAGUUGGCAAACAUCUGGGAUGUCCAGGUCCUCCAUCACUCUCCUGCAAUACAAUAUGAGUGAGGAAACCCACACCAACACAAUUCUGUGUGGAUAAUAUCUCAUCCUCGGCAGAGUUGAUAAUUCUUAGGUUUUCUGAAAACAUCUGUGCUUCUAGAAUGCUGGUUCCUUACAUGCUUAGCAGAAGAUUAUCAGGGUCAUUAACUAAAGACUAAAACGUAAAAAUGACUGAUCUGGAAAAGUUCUCCAACUUAGUACAGCUUAGCUGUUUUUGCCUCUUGUUUUGCCAUUCACUAAAAUUCAGAGUUGAAUGUAUAACUACUAAUAGCUUUAAAGUGGUUUUUGAUCAAUGCUUCUCCUGAUUUUUAGGUUUUUGACACCAAGGACCUCACUAUAAAGAAGGUUGCUGUGCAAGGACAAGAUGCCAAAUUUAAACUUGGAACAAGUCACAGUUUUAAAGGAACGCCUCUGGAAAUAACACUUCCAUUUCCCCUGACAAGGUACUUCUGACAUGUAUUUAAACCUUUAAGUCCGCUGUAUUUUUAACGUUUAUCUGCAUAGUAUUAAAGCUAUUGAAAUAUAUAAUGAAUACAAUACUGGUGUUUGGUUAACUAAUAAUUCCAUAUUACUCUGCCAACAAUAGCGUAACACAGAAUAAUGGCCGUUGUACUGUACAAACCUAUUGGAAAGGCCAAAUGUGACCCUUCUGAUGUAGAGGGAUUUGUUCCUUGUUACAGGGAACUUUAGGCACUGAUAAAUUAAUGUUUGUUUUUAUUCUGUUCCUACCCUUCAAUUGAAAGUUCAUGCUAACAUACAGUACUUUUGGUUUACACAAGCUCUAUUGUAUGUGCAUAUGUUAUUACCCAACAAUACAAAUAAAACCAAAAGAAAGAAAACGCAUACCAUUUAAUUCUAACAGAUUCAGACCCUUUAUAGAGAUUAUGAAGUAUAUUUAAAAGGAUGGUCAAGUGAUGUCAUUAUUGUGAUUGUAUUUAUGAAAGUGUUCUAAAAGUGAGAUUUCUCCACUUUAAAUUCCAAAAAUCUUCUCUGAAAUAUCCAUUUCAGUACCCUGACAUUUUAGAGUGGCAGAAAAGAGAAGUGAAACAGAAUACUUUGCUGAUGGGGGGAGAUAUGCUAAACCUUCCUCAUAGAGAUGCAUUGACUCAAGGCAUCUCUAAGUGGUGAUGCUGAUUGGCCAGGGCUCUGCCCCCACCCCACCAGCUUUGUGUUCCUGACACUAUACACUAUAUAGUGCUCCUUUAAUCGCACACCAGAGGCUCCUGCAGGCACUAGCAAACUAUGAACAGAGCAGAAGAUAAGAAAACUGCAAUUUUACUCACUGUAAGUUCCUUUUUCCUUAAUAUGGUGGCAGUACAGUGGGGAUGUACUCUUCCCAUGGGACACGCAUCUGAAAUUAAAAAAUUAACAUAAAUGUUCCUCCCCCAACACGUAUAAGACACCAACCUGCCAUGGACCCUCAGUACAUCCCAAUAAAACAUCAGAGACUUACUACUGCAAAAAUAUCAAAUGUAUUAAUUAUGGGAUGGAGAGAAACAUAGAACAUAGAAACAUAGAAUGUGACGGCAGAUAAGAACCAUUCGGCCCAUCUAGUCUGCCCAAUUUUCUAAAUACUUUCAUUAGUCCCUAGCCUUAUCUUAUAGUUAGGAUAGCCUUAUGCCUAUCCCACGCAUGCUUAAACUCCUUUACUGUGUUAACCUCUACCACUUCAGCUGGAAGGCUAUUCCAUGCAUCCACUACCCUCUCAGUAAAGUAAUACUUCCUGAUAUUAUUUUAAACCUUUGUCCCUCUAAUUUAAGACUAUGUCCUCUUGUUGUGGUAGUUUUUCUUCUUUUAAAUAUAGUCUCCUCCUUUACUGUGUUGAUUCCCUUUAUAUAUUUAAAUGUUUCUAUCAUAUCCCCCUGUCUCGUCUUUCCUCCAAGCUAUACAUGUUAAGAUCCUUUAACCUUUCCUGGUAAGUUUUAUCCCGCAAUCCAUGAACCAGUUUAGUAGCCCUUCUCUGAACCCUCUCUAAGGUAUCAAUAUCCUUCUGAAGAUACGGUCUCCAGUACUGUGUACAAUACUCCAAGUGAGGUCUCACCAGUGUUCUGUACAAUGGCAUGAGCACUUCCCUCUUUCUACUGCUAAUACCUCUCCCUAUACAACCAAGCAUUCUGCUAGCAUUUCCUGCUGCUCUAUUACAUUGUCUGCCUACCUUUAAGUCAUCAGAAAUAAUCACCCCUAAAUCCCUUUCCUCAUAUGUUGAGGUUAGGACUCUAUCAAAUAUUCUGUACUCUGCCCUUGGGUUUUUACGUCCAAGAUGCAUUAUCUUGCACUUAUCCACAUUAAAUGUCAGUUGCCACAAUUCUGACCAUUUUUCUAGUUUACCUAAAUCAUUUGUCAUUUGGCUUAUCCCUCCUGGAACAUCAACCCUGUUACAUAUCUUAGUAUCAUCAGCAAAAGACAUACCUUACCAUCAAGACCUUCUGCAAUAUCACUAAUAAAAAUAUUAAAGAGAAUGGGUCCAAGUACAGAUCCCUGAGGUACCCCAUUGGUGACAAGUCCAAGCUUCAAAUAUAUUCCAUUAACUACAACCCUCUGUUGCCUGUCACUAAGCCACUGCCUUACCCAUUCAACAAUAUUGGAAUCCAAACUUAAAGAUUGCAGUUUAUUGAUAAGCCUUCUAUGUGCAACAGUGUCAAAAGCCUUACUGAAAUCUAGGUAAGCAAUGUCUACUGCACCACCUUGAUCUAUAAUUUUAGUUACCCAAUCAAAAAAAUCAAUAAGAUUAGUUUGGUAUGAUCUCCCUGAAGUAAACCCAUGUUGUCUCUGAUCUUGAAAUCCAUGUGUUUUAGAUGUUCAUCAAUCCUAUCCUUUAACAUGGUUUCCAUCACUUUCCCCACUACUGAAGUAAGGCUUACUGGCCUAUAGUUGCCCGACUCCUCCCUAUUACCUUUCUUGUAAAUGGGCACAACAUUCGCUAACUUCCAAUCUUCUGGGACUACUCCUGUUAACAAUGAUUGGUUAAAUAAAUCUGUUAAUGGUUUUGCUAGUACACCACUAAGCUCUUUUAAUAGCUUUGGGUGUACUCCAUCAGGUCCCAUUGACUUAUUUGUCUUUACUUUUGACAGUUGAAAUAGAACCUCUUCCUCUGUAAACUCACGUGUAAUAAAUGACUCAUUUAUCCUUUUUCUCAACUGAGGUCCCUUUCCUUCAUUUUCUUCUGUAAAUACAGAACAAAAAUAUUCAUUGAGGCAGUCAGCCUGACCUUUAUCCUCUUCUACAUACCUUCCUUCUUUUGUUUUUAAUCUAACUAAUCCUUGUUUUAGUUUUCUUUUCUCAUUUAUGUAUCUAAAAAAUGUUUUAUCCCCCUUUUUUACUGACUGUGCUAUUUUCUCUUCUGUGUGUGAUUUGGAAGCUCUUAUAACUUGCUUAGCCUCUUUCUGCCUAAUCUUAUAGAUCAUUUUGUCUUCCUCACUCUGGUUUUUUUAUAAUUCCUAAAUGCUAACUUUUUGUUUUUAACUAUUUUGGCCACAUCUGCGGAGUACCACAGUGGUUUCUUGAAUUUUUUGCUUUUACUGACAAGCCUAAUGCAAUUUUCUGUUGCCUUCAAUAGUGCAACUUUUAAAUAAUCCCAUUUCUCUUGGACUCCAUUUAAAUUGCUCCAGUCUGACAAUGACUCCUCUACCCAUAUUCUAAUUUUAGAAAAGUCUGAUUUUCUAAAGUCUAAAACUUUUGUUUUUGUGUGGUGUGACUCAGUCACUGUUCUUAUAUUAAACCACACUGACUGAUGAUCACUGGAUCCUAAACUUUCACCUACAGUAACAUCUGAUACUAAAUCUCCAUUUGUACUGCCACCAUAUUAAGGAAAAAGGAAUUUACGGUGAGUAAAAUUGCAGUUUUAUUUCUGAUAUAUGGUGGCAAUACAAUAUGGAUAUAUCGAGAUGCCAGAGCUAUGGGCGGGAAUUAAGCAACCACCGCUUGUAACACCUUAUGCACAAAUGGAGCGUCAGAGGCAGAGAAUACGUCUAGUCUGUAAUGCUUGAUGAAGGUGUUGAAUGAAGACCAUGUAGCGGCUAUGCAGAUAUCUUCAGGUGAAGCAUGUGCUCUUUUGGCCCAGGAAGCAGCCAUUGCUCUAGUAGAAUGAGCUUUCAAGGAGGCAGGUGGAGGCAGAUUUGAGAAAGAAUAAGCCAAUUUAAUUGUGUCCACGAGCCAUUUUGCUAAAGUAGAUUUGGGGGCAAAAAGAUGGUCAGUCUUCCUGUAUUUAGAGGAGCGGACUAAAUAGAUCUUCAGAGAUCUUCCGACAUCCAACGUGCCAAUUAUCAUCCAAAUUGGAGACAGAUGGAUAACCAAAGGAAGGCAGGGAAAUAGGUUGAUUGAUAGCCUUGGAAGACUUGACUUUAGUUAGAAUCAAAGGUUUCGGACACAGAACAACUUUUUCUGGAAGAAUUUUUGUAAAUUCAGCAGAUGAUUAAAAAGCCUGAAUUUCACCUAUCCUCUUUGCAGAAGUUAUGGCCACCAAAAAAGCUGUUUUUAGAGACCAGAGCUUUAAAGAUGUUUCCUCCAAAGGUUCGAAAGGAUGGGUACAAAGAGCCUUCAAAACCAAAGACAGAUCCCAAGAGGAGAAAAAACUCUCUUCUUGGGGACUUAAUCAGCCUGACGGCCUUAAAAAAUCUCCUAAUCAGAGGAUUCAAAGCUAAGUUCUUUACCAAAAAAGGCUGAGAGCAGAAACUUGAACUUUGAGGGUAGAUAAAUUAAGACCCCCUUUAAGGCAAAAAAUGCAAGAUUGUAUCAGUAGAAGGAGAAUCUUGCAGGCAAUGAUAUGCACCAAUGAAGGAAUUUCGUCAAAAUUUUUAAAUCGAUAGCAGAGGUAGAUCUUCUGGUGGAAUUCAGCAGAAUCUUGAUGCAGAUGAGAUUUCCCUAGGUUUAUCACACAACCAUGUGCUUUCAUGAUAUUUUUUGUCUUAGUAUGGAACAACCUUGUACGCUUAAGGUUGCGAUAGGCAUGAGAACCUUUGUAAAAAUCCUGGGAGCUCAGGCAAGACAGAAUAAAAGGGCUUUGAAUUGAAAGUGACGAACCUUGUGACCCUUUCUUAUGGCAAAUAGCAGAUACUUUCUUGAGCCAGCGUCCAUAGGAAUGUGAAGGUAGGAAUCUUUCAAAUCUAAACUUGCAAUAAAAUCUCACUUUUGGAGGAUAUGAGUGACUGAUGCGAUGGUUUCCAUUCUGAAAUGCUGGUAAGGAAUAUUGUUUAAUUAUUUUAGAUCCAAAAUGGGACGACAGGACAAAUCUGGUUUUGGGACCAGGAACAACUGAGAGUAUACACCCUGAUACAACCGGGUUCUUGGAACUCUUUCUACAAGACCUUUCUUUAAAAGAGUAACCGUAGCGGAGAAUAGAGCUUGUGGUUUUUUUUUUGUUGUUUUUUUUUUUUAGUUUUGAAUGGUAGGAGGGAACAAGGAAACUUGGUCUUGGUAUAUCUAAGAACUUUAUUUUGUAUCCUCUUGCAACUAGAUUCAGAAUCCAUGGAUUUGUAGUGGUGUCUCUCCAUCUGUGAGCAAAUUGUUGUAUCCGUCCACCUAUUCUCAGAAUCUUUUUGCUCUGUCAGUCUUGAAGUCUUUAUUUGCUUUUAACUUAGGAUCUUUCCUUUUGUUGACAAAAAACCUGUUUUCUUGAUACCCCCUGCGGUUCUUGUAUUGGAAGUUAUUGUAUCUGGGCUUCCAGACAUACUUCCUGUCCUGAGGGAGAGCAUUUUUGGCAACCGACAUUUGUCAGAUUAAUUCUUCCAAAGGAGAAUCAAAUAAUGUCUUCCUCUCCAAGGGCAGUUCACAAAGUGCACACUUUGAGGCCGCAUCAGCCGUCCAUGCUUUAAACCAAAGUACCCUGCGAGCUACAGAUGUCAGGCCCAUGAAACGAACAGAAAGUUUAAUCACCUCUGGGAUAACAUCUAGCAGAUAUUCAUUAGAUAACUUUAAAUUGUGGAACAGGCGAGAGAGAGAUCUGUCUCCUGGUUAUCUACAGGCUAUCUUCCAAUCCAUGAAUCCAGUAAUACUGAGAUUUAGCCACGGAGGCUCCUGCCAAUGCUGCUUUAGCCUGAAAUCCUGAUGCUUGAUUAUGCUCGUCUACCGGAGGUUUUUAGCCCUUUUAUCCAUAGGGUCUUUAAGUCCAGAGACUUCUCCAAUCGGUAUAGUAGUCUUUUUAGACAACAGAGCAAAUGGUACGUCAAAGACUGUCAAGUCUUCUCACUUGUCUUCUCCUUGCAGCUUUAUGAUCUUGAAAUGCCUUGAAAUAAACGCCAUUUUUUUUUUAGGGUUUUCCACUCUCUGAACAUAAGUUCCAGAAUCUGCUAUGAUACAGGAAAGGCUUUCUUACUCCCUUUAUCUGAUGUUUUUUUCACAUGGUAAGGGGUGAAUUUAGUAAGGGGAAAUGGUGGAUGGUUUGAGCAUUUGGUUAGUAAAAAAAAAAAAAAAAAAAUGUCCUGUCAGAUGAAGAGAUGAGUGAAGGAACGGAUUGUAGGGGGAACCGAUGGUGUCAGGUUUGGGGAAUGUGAUGUGGGGUAAAGGGAAGGUUACAAUUGAGGGAAUGGCUGUGUAAAGGAAGGGAUUGGGGGUUAAUGACUGCAAGGAGAAGAAGGAAUGAGGGGAGGGGAAAUGAAAGAAAGGUAAAGCAGAGAAGAGGGGUGACUACAAGGUGUGACUUGUUAAAUAAUCUUGCCUUGAAACAUUUCCUUUUUAUUAUUCCAUACAUUUCCACUUGUGUGAGCAUUGAUUAGAAUAAAGUUAAAGCUACUUGCUUUAAAUUGAAAGCAGUUGGGUUGUAAUAGAGAAACUAUAAACGCCUAGGAUAAUCUACACCCUGUACCUUGUACCUGGCAGUAUAAUAACACCGUGGUUGAUGAUCCCAUUGAACUUAAAAUACUCCUGUAUCUUCUGCACUUCCUUAUCAAGCUGCUCUAAGUUCGACAUUUUCUGCUUAUUCAGUAGCUGCUGACAGGGACACUGAAAUCUUACUUGCACAGCAGUGUUUUUUUUUGGUUUUUUUUAUACUGAACUUGGCUCCCUGUGACAGCUUGUUAAAGAAACCCUAUAAUCAAAAUAUAAAAACAAAGACAGGUCCCCUAGCCUUCUACCUUGCCUUUAUAUAAAAUUUCAGUGAUUAUAAUAUAAACUUACCACCGUUCCAGCGCCAAGAUCCUCGGCAGGCCGCGUCCCCUUUUUCAUCAAAAUGACGAAAUAGCAGGGCUCAAUCAGAUGCUUCUCUUGGAGAAGCAUCAUAGCGAGCUGAUGCGCAUGCAUGGCUUCGCACUGCACCAAUCACGUUCUUUAUAGAGCGGCAUUCAAUGCUGCCCUAUGAAUGAACACUGAGCACUGUACCGCGCGUUCACGAGCUGAGCUGACUCUCAGCUCGCUGUCUAUGCCCAACCCCCUUCCUAAGCACAAGGUUUGUGUGUAUACAAAUGCUAUAUAGAGUGUUUGUAUAAAAACACACAAGUUUUAAAAAACUUACACACACACUAUCCAUCUCUCUCUAUGCUUCCAUCUCUAUGGAGAGGGAUGGAUGGAUGGAUGGAUGGAUAGAGAGGUCUGGAGGGAGGGGUGGAUGGAUGGGGAUCUCAAUCUCACACACAUUCACUCACUCUUUCACCAACACUCAAUCAAUCUCACUCACACUCUCUCACCCACACUCACACUCACUCUUUCUCAAUCUCACACUCUCACUCACUGUCUCACACUCACUCUUUCUCAAUCUCACACUCUCACUCACUUUCUCACACUCUCUCUCUCAAUCUCACCCACCCUCACUCACUCACACUCACUCUCUCAAUCUCACACUCUCUCGCUCAAUCUCACACACUCUCGCUCAAUCUCACACACUCUCGCUCAAUCUCACACACUCUCGCUCAAUCUCACACACUCUCGCUCAAUCUCACACACACUCUCUCUCUCUCUCUCGUUCUUUCCUUUUCCUUUUCCCUUUCCCCCUCCCCUUUCCCCUUUCCCCUUUCCCCUUUCCCCUUUCCCCCUUUCCCCCCUUUCCCCUUUCCCCCUUUUCCCCUUUCCCCCUCCGGGUUACUACAGGACACAGCAGGCACAUUCACAGUGCCUCCUGUGUCCUGAUAGCCACUGGAGGUGUUCCUAACUUCCAAGGUAAACACUAUAUAUUUUCUCCGAAAAUCCAGUGUUUACAUGAGAGAGGCUGCAGGGAGCUAUUGUACUCACCUGAACAACCCCAUUAAGCUGAAGUUGUUCAGGUGACUAUAGUAUCCCUUUUAAUUACUAUACCAGGAUGACAAUAAAAACUUGCAGUAAUCAAACUAAUGUGAUACAGUCCCCGACUGAACAGUAGCUCAACGGAAUGUAAAUGUAGAGUUUUUGAUGUAUUAGGUUAAAACUGGUGUUGUGGCGUGGCUAGGAGUUAUGGGGAACUUAAGAUUUACAGUAAAGUGCAUUUCUGAUAUUCAGCCAUUUUGUACCUCAAUCAUUGGAUUUUGAUAUCGUAUGGUCAGAAUUACAUGCAAUGUAUUACUGCUUAAUUUCAAUUAAAUUCUUCUUUUUUUUUUUUUUUUUUUAAGAAGGAGGAGGGAACUUAUAUAUUUGACCACCUGGUAAAUAUUAGAGGUUACUGUUAUGGUAUAUGUAAGGGUAGCAACUAUCACAUGUCAGACUAUUAAUACCUGCAACGUAAUAUCUGUAUGAUCCUCCGGUGUUUUAAGAACAGGUAUUUGUAACACCUUUCACUUUCUCAUCAGGGGGCAGGAAAUUAUUGUGGAUAUCUCAUCUGAGACCUCUCCAAAAUCCUCAGCUCUUCAAUGGCUCAAACCUGAGCAGACUGCGGGCAAGGUUCACCCUUAUCUCUUCAGUCAGUGUCAGGUAACAAGAUUCUAUUGUAUUAUCUUUUUUUUACUUUAAGGCGUCUGAUAAGGAACUUCAUGGCUGUUGCCAAACAAAACUAUUCAAUGUGUGCUGGGUUAUUUUCAACUGAUGCAGGGCUCAAGAUCGAACUCUCCCUAAAAAAGCAUCAUCGCUCUUCCCCUGUCACAUCCACUCCCAUGCAGUGCAGCUUUCUCAUUUUCUAUCCCUGGGACUGCAGUAUGGAACCAGGCAGCCGUGAUUCUUCCACCGGGGCCAGGUGCUAACCAUCUGGAUGUCCAAGUUGGUUAAAGGACCACUAUAAUGCCACGAAAACAAACUCGUUUUCCUGGCACUAUAGUGCCCUGAGGGUGCCCCCACCGGGCUGAAGGGGACUCUCCUCCUCAUUCGGUCGUCAUCGGCUGAAUGCGCAUGCGCGGCAGGAGCUGCGCGCGCAUUCAGCCAGUCCAUAGGAAAGCAUUCUCAAUGCUUUCCUAUGGACGCUGGCGUCUUCUCACUGUGAAAAUCACAGUGAGAAGCGCGGAAGCCCCUCUAGCGGCUGGAGACAGCCACUAGAGGCUGGAUUAACCCAUAUGUAAACAUAGCAGUUUCUCUGAAACUAUGUUUACAGGAGGCAGGGUUAAUCCUAGAUGGACCUGACACCCAGACCACUUAAUUGAGCUGAAGUUGUCUGUGUGUCUAUAGUGGUCCUUUAAACAUGAGGCAGUUGCCUGGUGCAACUUAAGCUCAUUAAUGCUCAGUUACCCAGCACCCUAAGAAAGCUCUACUUGGAGGGGGGAUUUGGGAAUGUGAAGAACCAUAGAUGCACACCGAAAGCCAGGGACUUGCUUGUGGGGAGUAGCCCUGUCCAGGGAAGUAUAAUUUGUUGAUUUAUUAUUGGAGAAACUUAUGUUUUACAGUUAUUAUUGUUAGGUGUUGUCUGGAAGUUAAUAAAAUCAGUCACAGUUAAUUACGUUAUCCGGACAAAGCAGCACCAAUUCUUUAAGCUAUCUAUUGUCCCUGUUGAUGACUUCCUAUUAUGAUUGCUCCUAUAAGUGUGUGUUUUACCCUUCACCAAUGUCAUCUGGGGAAAGGACUAUAUUCACUUCAGCGCUGUCUUCUCCAAGGAGAGGGAACAUUUGACGGAAGUACUCAUCCGGUACUGGAUCUCCGUCACAAGAUGAAUAUAUACAUAUUAUUUAUUUGUUUUUCUUAAAUUCUCUGUUUAUUGAAAUUACAGAAUCAUACAAAUGGUAUAAUUUAGAACAUAAGUAGGGCUGAAACCUAGCCUGAGAGAAGAUAGAGUCCACAAUUUACAGUGAUUAUGGAUCUUUCACAGAAAUAAGUGACAUUGCAAAAUAGCCAGAUGAAAUUGGUCACUGAUAUUUUAAAGUACUGAAUGAUAAGACUGGGUGUUGUGCUUACGUUCAUACAUUCAGGCCUAAGUAAAGCGUUGAUCCCACGUUGGAUAGUGAACGUCCCAUCUCUACAGGUUGCCUUUCUACCCAGUCUGUAUUGUUCAAUUGUUGUAUUGGUGCAGGAUCUCUGAUUUUGACAACUUGCUACUUUGGCCUAAAAUUAGCAAUUUGCAUUGAAUCACUUUAGUGAAUAAUCCUGUAAGACUUGGUGCUUUUUCAUGUACAUACCUCGAUAUAUGAAUAUCUGAUGAAUAAAUUGUCAAAUUGCAUUCUGUACAGAACUUGGGUUAUGUUUGUGUUGUGUCUCCUAUAUUUAUAGGCUACACAUUGCCGGACAAUUAUUCCUUGUCAGGAUACCCCAUCUGUGAAAUUUACUUACUACAGCAAGGUUAGUGACUCACAUAAAAUGUCAAAGCACGUGUAAAGGGUUCAGACUUCUUACUAGCUAGAUGUGAAAAACACAAGGCACUCGGAGCAACAUACAGCACACACUGGACUUGGCUAUACUGUGGCAUCUUCCCUCUAGUGGCAGCUGGAUGUCCGUGAAUUCUAAUCUCUUGCACUUUCUGGUGACUUUUUGUGUGUGUGUGUAUAUAUGUGUGUGUGUGUGUGUGUGUGUGUGUGUGUGUGUGUGUGUAUAUAUGUAUGUAUGUAUGUAUAUAUGUGUGUGUGUGUGUGUGUGUAUAUCUCUAUUCAUGCAAAUAAAAUUACAGGAAAGGCCAUUGUACUGCAUUAACUUUCACAUAAUAGUGUAUAUGUUGUGUGUGUGUGUGUGUGUGUGUGUGUGUGUGUGCACAUGCAGAGGUAAGAAGCUGAAUUGCAUGAUAAUAUUUAAUAGAUCAGUUUUCUAAUCAACAGUGACAUAGCAAAGUUACUUAAAUUCUUCUGGGGGUGGUAAAUUAUACUAAUCUGCCUCUGUUAGAAAUGAAUAACAAUGUGUGUGGUUUAUGUUUUGUGUUUAUUUAUGUGAUGCAGAUAUGUUAAUGCUCUCAUUCUGUAUCUCUCUCUAGGUCUCUGUUCCCAAAGAGUUAGUGGCUCUUAUGAGCGCUCUCCGUGAUGGUGAAUUGCCUGAUCCAGAUGAUUGCAACAGGAAGAUCUACUAUUUCAAGCAAAAUGUAAGAUCAAUAAGUAAUCCUAUCUGUCACCUAGAAGCAUGAACAUUUAUUACAACUAGAUGAAUGUACUAUCCAACAGUGUGGAACUUUAUAUCUGAUCUGCAGACAAGUUUCUAACUAAAUGGUAGCAGAGAAUCAUGAGACCUCUAUUCCACAAACUCCAACUGCCUGUACGUUCGUCUGGUCAUGUAAAGUCUAACUCCAUAGAAAGUGUGUAUCCGACACACCUGGAGAUUUUAUGAUUCAUAGUUUUGUCCCAUGGGUAGUCACUGUUUGGCAUGUCUGAAAAGUAAUUUAGUUACACUCCUGUGUUAUGUAUGAAAAGUAAUGACUAUUGCUAAAGAACAGGCAUUUUAUAUACAUUAUGCAGAGCUAUGUCCACAUUAAUAGUAUAUAUCUAAAAUGUAUUUAUUAUUGAGGCUUAGCACAUAGUGGUUUUAUUUGGGAAUAUAAUAGAAAUGCUUGCCAAAAGAAGCUAUUAAAAUGAUCCUACAGAUAUCUAGCCCACUUUAGCUCAUUGAAGUGGUCUGGGUUCACUGUCCCUGUCCCCCUUAGUCCUGCAAUGUAAAUCAUUGCAGCUUUAGAGAAAAUGCAAUGAUUACCUUGCAGGACUAAGACUGCCUCUUAAUCAGACCGCCAGUAGAGGCACUUCCUGGAUCCAAACUGACUUUUGUUCACCUAAUUGACAUUCCACAUCAGUAAAAUCCCCAUAGGAAAGCAUUGAAGCAAAGCUUUCCUAAGUGGAGGGCCUAAUGCACUUGACAACUUUGUAUUCCUUACACAAUGGAAUCCAUUUAAGCCUUACUAAGGGCAAUCUGCAUAUUCAACUCCUUUAAGAGUUCUGGGUUCACUGUCCCUGCCCCCCUUAGUCCUGCAAUUUAAAUUGUGAUUUUUGAGAUCUGCAAUGUUUACCUUACAUUGCAGUACUAAGACUGCCUCAAGUGGCUAUCUACCAGACAGCCACUAGAGGCGCUUCCGAAAGUUUACUUGACUGGGUCGCCUAACUGAUGCUGGAUGUCCUUGCUGUCUGCUUGACGACAUCCAGUAUCAGUAAAAUCUCCAUGAGAAAGUAUUGAUUCAAGGUUUUUUUUUUUUUUUGUUUUUUUUUUUAACCCUUUUCUGUUCUGCAAGUGGGGUAAUGAUAGAAAGGGGGGACCCGAAGGCACUUUAGGGUUAGGAAUACAACUUUGUAUUCCUUACACAAGAGAAUGCUAGUUUUAGAAAGAUAAAACCUAUGAGUGCGGACUAUCUGUGGUAUUUUGUUUAAGUAAAGUACUGCUGAUUACUAGCAUCGAGCAAGUGUAUUCUGUAUAUUAUAUAAUUACUUUUAUUAAUUUUUUAUUCCCUCAUGUAAUGUUCUUUAGGUCCCAAUACCAAGCUAUCUGAUUGCACUUGUUGUUGGAGCUUUGGAGGGCAGGUGAGUGAUGGAUAUUUCUUUGAAAUAUAUAAAUAUAUAAAUCCUAAAAUAAAGAUAUAUUUUUCCAGUACAUGUGUCACAGUGGAUAGACCACAUCUGUGAUUUGCAUAGAGCCAUAAACUGAGAUCUCUGCUUCUAAAUGUACAUGUUGCCCAUAAUUUUAAAAUGUAUUUUUUUUUUUAAUGUCUUUUAUUUGCUUUACUAAUGCACUACUUUUCCAGUAAAUAGCCAUGUGCAUACAAGCGAUGCUUAGAAUGUUAAAUCCUUAUUCUUAUGUUGUGCGAUAUCGGGUGCUGUGAUAAAUGGUCCAGCUAAGUUGUAGAGGCAAGUCUUUCAGAAAAUUGAAGUGCAAUCGUUUUUCUGUGGUUAAUGUCACGCUAGUAUUAAGACCUUGUGUAGUAGUUCACAACAAGUGUGUAAUGCCAAUUUGUCUUUUUAAAUUGAUGUAUUCAUUCAUUUGUUUGCUGCAUAUAGAAACCAAAUAAUCUCUACAUCAGUUUUGUGUAACAGAAGACAGUGUAGUGUAUAGAAGGCCUCUUCUGUCAUGAAUGUCCUGCUAGUUUAGUAACUGAAGGACUGUUUUAAAGCUUAUGUUGCCUAUAAUUUGAACAUUAUAUGGUGUCAUAAGGUCUAUGUGGACCACAUUCUUAAAGAAUAUCACUGAUCCAUGAUAACACAAAUGACUACAAGUUGUCACCCUCUUUCCCAAGACUUGGAACACCCAAGGAGCCGGCUCACCACCAUUCACUGUGCUAUAGUAUUACUAACUAAGAUUCAGUCAAGUGAGCGUAUAUUAAGUGAAGCUUAUUAUGUGUGAAAAGCUGACCGUGUGGAUGAUGCUAUUUUUUUUUUCUUUCUCCCGCAACAGGAAGAUUGGUCCUAGAACAACCGUGUGGACUGAGAAAGAGCUUUUGGAAGCUUCUGUAUAUGAAUUUGCUGAGGUUGGUUCUGCAUAUUACAUCUUGUGAAAGGAAAUGUAAAUGUUUAUCAUUUGUACUCUACUGAUCAUCUCCCAGCCAAAAGGCUUCACUGGGACACAGGUUUCCAUUAUUCUGUCCCUCCAAAAAUACUAAACAAUAUUAACUUCAUAUUUUGUUUAAGAUAUUUACUAAUUGCAGUUAAAAUACAAUUAAGAGAAACUUAACUGAACUGGCUCUCCGCUAGCAAAGAAAAAAACCAAUACAGUGUUAUUGCUACAUUUGGGGAGAAAAAAAACAGAUCCCAUAUAGUACAUGGGGGGGAAAGUUCAACCUAUUCAUUGUCCAAUUCAUAGAUCUCUGUUCCAAAGGACGAUGGAGAUUUCUCAAGGUAGAGUGUAGUACAGCCGUAGACCAACAUGAUAAUUGAUCGUAGCACAAUGUGCGAUCAUGGUCUUGAUUUUUGCAUAAGGUACAGUUGCCAUACAGACCCUGAUGAGAAGUUAUGCCAGGUAACUGCUGCUGUUUUCUGCCAUAACUUUUUUGACCAAGGACUGUGCUGUGCGAAGCCUGUGUGGAAGGUAAAAUAACAUGAGGUGUAUUCGCUCUGUCGCAUAUCUUUAUGUGAAGAGUGAGAAAGAAGCAUUUGUGUGAAUUCCAAUAGUGCAUCCUCAUGCCGAGAUAGCUUAAGGCUGCCAUGGAGAUCCGCAAUAUGCAGAGUAUAUGAUCAAGUCAAGAUGCUUCAAUGAUGGUAAGAGGUUAACCCCAGUAGUUGAGUUUAAAAUUUAAGGACAAAAUAGCCAAACUAGAAAAAUCCUCUGAGUCUGCUAUGCUUUCAGUUGGGCUGAUGAUUUGCUUGAAUGAUUUGAAAAAGCAACUUAUUUAUUCGUCAUAAUAUAAAGUAUGUAACUCCCACAAACUUUGCUCCUAUGCAGUUGUUGUGUCCAUACCAUUUCGUCGACAAAUGUUAUCAUACAGAAAUCAGUAGGCCAUCCCAAAAGGUGCGCCUGCUUGCAAAAUCUCUUCAAUAAAUGGUUAACUUUUCACUUACGACACAUUUUCUCUCUACACAGACAGAAAAAAUGUUAAAGUACGCAGAAGGCUUGGCUGGUCCUUACGUCUGGGAACAAUAUGAUCUGCUUGUUUUGCCUCCUUCGUUUCCCUAUGGCGGAAUGGAGAACCCUUGUCUUACUUUCGUUACCCCAACUGUUCUGGUAAUUGGAUAAAUAAUAACAUUUUGCUGCCAACAUUUUAUAAAUUUGGAAUGUAAUUGUUGAAAGUUCACAGGUAUAAUUGCACACUCCAUUGGUUGACAUAUAUCAUUUUUUUUUAAAUGUAUUUAUAAAAUAUAAAUACUUCAGUGUUGUACUGAUUGAAAUUCAGCUCUGCCCCUACAGUCUGACAAAUGUAAAUGUUGCCGUUUGCCAAUCAAACUAGAGGCCUUCGUGUUAAGCAUCGCUAGACAGUGUUCAAUCUUAGGCAAAACCUUUUGGAAUAUAUGUUUACAGUAGUUCUGGUGCCAAGAAUGGGGAAUCGAUGCCAAAAAAAUACUCCUGGAAGAAAUAAGAACUAAUCGGGUUAAAAAAAAAAGUACCUAUGACAAAGCUGCUUUAAUCGAAUUACUGACUGCGUAAGUUCUGUAACGUAAAGAAUGACAUUAAUGCGAAUUGUUAUGCAAGCUUUUAAUUUAAUUAUUUUUUCUUUCUUAUUUUCCACCAAUGCAGGCUGGUGAUCGCUCUCUAGCAAGCGUAUGUAUUAAUCUUUCUAAACUUCUUCUGUUAAUACUUUUUAAUCCACUAUUAUUCUAACCGUGUUUGUAUAUAUGUAUAUUAUAAAUUACAAUCUCCAAGCCGAAAAACAAAGCAUAAACCUGCUACUUCUCUCUCGUAACAAAACGGCUAUCACUUUAUUUACAGUACUCACACACACAUAAUAAUUCUACUCGUGUUUUUUUUAAAAAUUCUGUAAAAGAACUGAUAAAAUAUAGCUUCAAGCUAAUCAAACGUGCGUGAUAACAACAAUCCCAAUUCCUCUUUACUAGUUAGUACUGGACCUGUGUCCAGCAUUGUAAAGCACAUAAAAAGUGGUGUCCUUCUAUCCUGCGAGAUGUACAGCCUGCUUCUAUUCGUCCUUUCUCUCCACUAGUUAUGCUGCCAUCCAGUACCUCCUACAUUUUGUUCUUAAUCAAAAAAAGGGCACACAUGUUAAACCACUAAAACGGACCGCGUUUAUUCCACUUUAAAUGUGCCUGUAAGAUAAAUUCUUUAAGUAAAACACUACUUGCUUGGUCUCCCAGAACACUGCAUUAUACUUGUACAUCACCCAAACUACCACAUUAAUCAGACUGAAUUUGAGGAAGGCUAUUUGCUCUGUAAGCUGCAGUGCAAAUUGUGAGGCUUCAGUAUACUGCCAGUUGCAGGGGUAAAAAAAUAAAAUAAAAGGACGUUUGGACUAGAAUGUAGAAAAAGCACAUUAAAAUGAAGGAAUUAUACUUUUAGGUUAUUAUAUAUAUAUUUUUUUCCUUCUUCUUGCCAUCAUUGACUUCGUGUUAAGACCAAAGUAGUGUUAGGUCCUGCUGCAUGAGCAAAGAAAUCAUAACUACAAAAACAAGUUAAAUACCUGUUCAAAACUUAUGGAUGUAGGCUUUAUUUAACCUUCAAAUCCUAAAAAUAAUUUCCUUUGGAUUUGACAAACAACCUCUUUAAAAAUGAAUCUUAAUAUAUUUGUUGUUGUAAACCCUGUUAUGCUUUUUCAGGGAACCCCUAGAAUAUACUAAACUUUAUUUCCCCCCACUAUUUUAAAGGUGAUUGCCCAUGAAAUUUCACACAGCUGGACUGGAAACUUGGUGACAAACAGAACAUGGGAACACUUUUGGUACGUCUAAUACUUGGAAGAGGUCGCAAUUCCAGAUCUUGCAAGACAGACACUACAUGCCGGGUUCAAAGUUUCCACUUGUCCCUUGCCAUUGGCGAGUGAAAAUUGACAAUAUCAGCCAAUCCUAUGGGAAAGCAUUGGGAGGCAAAUGCGCACGCAUGCCAAAAAUGCCUUAGUAAUGGCCACUGGAGGUGUCUCUAGGCACUAAUGUAAACAGUGCAUUUUUUUGUGAAAGCCUGCAUGGACAGACUAUACUCACAAGAACAACUACAGUAAUCUGUAGUUGUUCUGAUGACUAUAGUGUCCCUUUAAAGGACCACUAUAGGCACCCAGACCACUUCAGCUCAAUUAAGUGGUCUGGGUGCCAGGUCCAUCUAGGAUUAACCCUGCCUGCUGUAAACAUAGCCUUUUCAGAGAAACUAUGUUUACAAAUGGGUUAAUCCAGUCUCUAGUGGCUGUUUCACUGACAGCCGCUAGAGGCGCUUCUUACAAUGAUUUUCACAAUGAGAAGACUCCAGCGUCCAUAGGAAAGCAUUGAGAAUGCGCAUUCAGCCGAUGACGACCGAAGGAGGAGGAGAGUCCCCAGUGCUGAGGGAGUCUGGCGCUGGAGAAAGGUGAGUGUUUAACCCCUUCCUCCCUCUUCAGCCCGGCGGGAGUGGGACCCUGAAGGUGGGGGCACAAGUUUGUUUUCCUGGCACUAUAGUGGUCCUUUAAGUUUGUUCUACUCUUGUUCUCCUUGCUUCCUGUAUGGCCGUGAAAGGGUUGUCUUUUAAUAUCUAUAUUUUGUCGUUUUGUUUUACUUAAUGAUUUCAUAAAACAAGCCUAACAUUGACUGUUUGAUUUUAAUCCAGCUGAAAUGUAUGUCUGUAAUCCUGUCACUUCAGAAGAUUGUAUAGUACUGAAUGAGGAGUACAACCAACUAAGAUCAAAAGCGCCAAAACGUUGGGGGCAAAUCUGUGACUUUUUCACCCUCUUCUCAUUCACUUUCAUAGGUUCAAUUGGUUCUGGUAUGUAUUAUUUGGUGAACAUUUGUAUACAGGUAUCAAUUCUCUUCUGUAUCCGGAUUAGUACCAGGAAUGCUUAUUUUUAUUUUCUGAUUGGGUCGGAGCCUUCAUAUUGACUGUAAAUUUCAGUAUAAAUGUAAUCAUAAAUAUACAGUCAAUAUGAAGGCUCCGACCCAAUCAGAAAAUAAAAAUAAGCAAAAGUAACAGUUAUCACCAAAUAUCUAUCUGUAAAUUUCAGUAUAAAUGUAAUCAUAAAUAUACAGAUAGAUAUUUGGUGAUAACUGUUACUUUUGUACCUGUAUAAUCAAGUGCUUUUUAUCUUAGUUGGUUGUGCUCCUCAUUCAGUACUAUAUUAUAAUGGAUCAUUAGCCUUUGGAAAUAGGGCUUUCUGAAUGAGCUCCCUUAUCUUUGUAUUUACAUUGAUUGCUUAUAUCUAUUGCACAUGGCUGGGAGCUGGGUGUGCCCACCAUUUUUUGUUAAUACUUCAGAAGAUUGUACCAUUAAUUGUUUCCCUCCUAGGUUAAACGAGGGACACACGGUGUACUUGGAACGCAGGAUUGAUGGUCUUCUUUAUGGUGAAAAUUUCCGUCAGUUCCGAGGUUUGGGAGGAUGGAAAGAAUUGCAAAAUUCAGUAAGUGUCUAUGCUGCUUUCUAUUUUGGGGGCAGUUGGGGGCCGACAUUGAUCUGUUUUGUUCUGUCUGCUUCCUUUUGCAAAUAUGUAGCGCAGGGGUUACACAUUCCACAGGUUAAUAAACCUUUCACUUGAAUGACCUGCUAAAAUGAUUAUAUGCAACGAAAGGUGAAUCACUGCCUUAGACUGGGUAAUGUUUAUAAAAAUAAACUUAACUCUUUAGCGGAUAACUUCCAGUUGUGUGUGUUUGUUUUGUUUUUUUCCUUAUAUAAUUGCAAAGGUUAGUAUGCUAUACUAUAUUUUGAUUUAAUACGCAAUGUUGAUUUAAAGUGACUGUAUGCCUCAUAACCACUACAGCUCUGUGUAGUGGCUAUUGCGACUUUUUUAUUAUAAUAAUAAUAAUACGGUUUUUGAAGCAGUUUGACAAAGACGGGCACCAAUUUAUCCUCAACCACAUUGAUAACGUGUAAUUAACACUUCUGCAUUAUGAAUGUUUCAACCCAAACUGGAUAGCCAUGCUAACCCAGAAGUGACUGUAGGUUUAUGAAGUGAGUGUAGGUCAUGCAGUUGUAUGCCUAGGAUUGUUCUGAUAUAGUAGUAUGUCUCUAAUGCUGGAUGUCCUUUUCAUGUUGGUAAAAGAAUGCUGGAGUAGAAUGUUGAUCUUAUAUUUGGUUAUAACUGUUUGACUCUUGUCACCUUACACGUUGGACUAAGACUGGACUGCUUUAAUGUUUAUCUAGGUUAACACAUUUGGUGCCAGCAAUGUUCUCACCAAUCUGGUUCCCAAUCUACAUGAGGUGGAUGUUGAUGAAGCAUUUUCUUCUGUUCCUUACGAGAAAGGGUUUGCUCUCCUGUUUUACCUAGAGCAGCUUCUUGGAGGGCCAGGUAGGCCUCAUUUAUGUACAACCCAAAUGCCUUUUUAUAUCAGAUUUGAGAGGUUUUUUUUAUGGCUUUCUCCAUAUAGCAGAUGGGUAACCCAUGACUUUCCUGGUGUUGUGCUGCCAUUGUAAUGUCUUAUAUAAUGAAGCAACUACUUACAGGAGAUCAGUUCAGCUUGGCUUAGAUUUGCCACACCAUCAAAAGUGCAGCAAUAUUUCAAUCAACAUUGUAAAUACUGCACCGUGUUUAUAGAUCACAUAACAUGUGCUGAAUUGAUUUGACAAGCUUAAACCUUUUUUUCCUUUUUGGAUAGACUUGUGCACAAAUCCCAUUCAACAGGCGCUGAGCAAAUCAAAUGCCUGUUAACCACUGGACAAACAAGUAGAGCGAUUAACAGGCAUUUGAUUCAUUCUGCACAGCUGCAUAUUAUUUGUGCAUAAGUCUGCUUUUGGAUACCAUUGUAAUGGUGGUUGAAAAUGCUGGAAAUGUUGUGUAAUUGUACUCGAAUAAGCCAUAUGUAUGGUCAAUCUGCCAAGAUUCACUUACAAGGCCUCAUACUACUGCUCAACAAUUUUGAGAAUCUGCAGAAAAUGCAAUUUAAAAAGGAGCUCAAUGCUCUGUUGAAUAUUUUGGUGCCAUGGGGGAAAAUGAAUCCAUGUUCUAUUUUAAAAAGUGAUGCAAAAACAUAAAAGGGGACAUGUCGGACACUGAAUCUGUCUGCUGGUUUGCAUGGUGAUCGGCCCAUUGCUAGUACUUUUAGUCCAUUAUUUUUAGAACAGAAAACUUUUGGCAAAUCUUUCCCAGUGUGAUAGUUUUGAAAGUCACUUAUUUGAAACUGAAAGCAUAAAAUGUUUCCCAAAUGCCUGUAGGCUUUUUAUAUUUGGAAAAGGAUGCAAAUUCCAGUGUGCGACAGUAACUGUUACACAAGAGCAUUCAGGUGUUUUUAGUAUGCGAGCUUUGAUUCCUUUAUUUUAUUUUUUUGGGGACAAAGAUUUAAACAAAAAUCUUUUUUUAUUUAAGUGGACAGAUAUUGUAUUCAGAUCCUGUACCUCAUUAAACUUUGCUUUUAAAAUGCAACUAAGGUGGGUCCCCUAGAUUCAAGGUUGGACAUGACCAACAUGCCCUGGCCUGACUGACCAUAUUCUUCUAGUUGUAACACAGGAACUGCACUCAAUCUUACAACCUUAGAACCAGGGUGCAACCAGAUCCAGGUCCACCACCAAAUCCCAAAUGUAAUACUUCAAAAGAAAGGAUAAGCGCACUCCAAAUGUUCAAUUUCAGGCAAUUUAUUGUCUCCCUAAUGUAAUAAGACCUCACUGGUCGAAACGUUGUUUUGCACAUUCUGGUGACAAUAAAUUGCCUGAAAUUGAACCUUUGGAGUGCCCUUAUCCUUUCUUUUGACAUGUUUUUCUAGUUAACUUUUUUGUACAUUUGCCACCUUUUUCUUUUUUCCCCUCAUAUCAAUUAGAUUACAGAAUAGGCUUUUGAGUAUAUACGGCAAAGUCCAACAGGUUAUUACAUACAAACUUUGGUAUUGUAUAUCUAAGCCAUUAAUGUUCCUUUUUUGCUUAACUCUAAAAUAAUAUUCCGGUGAGCUUUUUUUCCUUGUCUAGACCACCAAAAUGAUAUUCCCAUCUAUCAAACAGAACUGACUGACUGUUUGUUUUGCCAGAUGUGUUUUUGGGGUUCCUGAAAUCGUAUCUUCAGGUGUUUGCCUACAAGAGUGUGACUACAGAUGAAUGGAAGAAAUACCUCUAUUCCUAUUUUAAGGACAAGGUAGGAGAGUGAGGAUAUUGUAUUAUUUUACAGCUGUUCUUCUAUUAUUUUCUACUAACCUUAUGCUACAAUACCCUACCUUCCUUGUGCAGGUUGAGAUUCUUGACAAAGUUGACUGGACGGGAUGGAUGCAUACACCUGGCAUGCCACCAGUACAACCUCAGUAAGUCUUGUGUUCCAGCACUCCAGCAAUGACCUGCUGAACUUUUAUUUAUUGAAUUCAAUAAAUCCUGAAGAAUAGUAAAAUGUGCUUAGCUAAAUGUUUAUCUUGCUUUUUGGUGGAAUAAUGUUUAGGAACCUCAGACCAAUACCAUCACUCACUCCUUAGUCACCAACAUUGUUGCCAUUUACACACUUGGUGACAAAAGAGCAUUGGAAAUUCGCUAUAACUUGUAAAAAAAAAAAUAUGUCAAAGCUCUACAUGGGGUACUUGUUGGUAGUAGUGGUAUAUAAUUUUUACAGUAGUGGGAGACACAUGGUUAUUCACUAAAGUGAGAAUUCAAAGAGAAAGGGUUACUAGACCGCUUUUUAGAGGGGGGGGGGGGCAAUUCUGGUCUAAUAUGCCUUAUUGGGCAGUAUGGAAGAAGUUCCCUCCUCCCCUACCCUGUCAAUUUGCAGAAAACCUCCAAGAAAAAGUUUUAAUCACGUGGAAGCCAGCACCAGGUGAAGCUACCGGUGCUAAUCUUCUACUCCCCCUCUGACAUCACUGGGGAUGAACGCCAUCCAAUCACAGGCUUCUUAUAGAGAAGCCUGUGAUUGGAUAAUUUCGCCGGCUCAAAGCUCAUGCACGCAGCCGGAGCCAACUAGGGAAGGUUUAUUUAAAGAAACAGAGAUAGGCGGAAGGAAAUGCAGAGUAUAUGGGAUGGAAAAAGUAGCUUCCUCUUGCAGGCGCUCUGCCUACAAGGGGGAAAGAUUUUCACAUCUGGCGGCAGCAUGCCGUGUACGCAGAGACUUAUUUUAUGUACAGAAUUGACAUUGGCAGCCUGUUCUGUGUUGCCAAUGUCUCGUGCUGGGGGAGCGACUAACCCCCAGCACACAAUUUCAAAUAUCUUCGUAUGUGCACUGUUUCAAGCUGAAACACUGCACAUUCUUUCUCGUACCACCCUCACCAUGACCUUUUUAAAUCACUGAAUUGGUCAUGGUAAUUGGAAUAUCCCUUUAAAUUCAUCCUGAAUUCUCACUUUAGUGUAUAACCCUGACAGUCUCUGAAAUUUGUCUUGAGAAUUGAAACUUGUCUGAAAAAUCUUACCAGUCAUUUUGGUAGAUGUUGGCUAUAAAAUUAUUAAAUGAAAAAUGUCAAAAUGCUCUUGGUUAAAUGGCCUGAGGUUUCUAUUUUUCACAAAUGUAUAAUUUUGUGUACUGGUUUUGGAUUCUGCUAUUGACAUCAUUGUUAGUCUCGGCUACCUAAAAUACAUUUAUGUAGUGUAACACCAGAGUAUCCUUGAAUUUAUAUAACAGAGGUGACUAUCAUGUUGUCAAAGAUUGACACAUUGGCCCAACUGUUUAUAUCUUUUUUGAGUUUAUUUAAAGAACAGGAGUACUAUUAAAUAUUAAAUCGUAAACAUCGUGCCAAAAUAGACAAAAUGGAACAAUUCUCUGGAGUUUUCAUUUUCCAGCCAAAUGUUCUAUACUGCUCAAUCUAAAACGUUCCUUGUGCCUCAAAUGAAACACGUGACAUAAAAACUAGAAUGUUAAGCAAGCUCUGUAACCUGCCCAGUAUGAAAUAACUGCUAUAGCAGGACAGGAAAAAAAUAUACGAACCCCAAUAUUUUGUUAUACCCAUUAACUCUCUGGAGACUAUUGCCACAGCUUUGCAGGAAGUCUUAGAAGGAAACUAUUCUAUGAAAAGGGGUUACAUUUUGACGAUCAUCCAUUAAUGUGCAACGUGUUGGGAGUUGGUCAUUUUUUUAUCAGGAACAUAUAAUUUUUUUUUUUUAAUAUAUUUAAUUUUUGUUUUGCUUUUGUUCUUUUAGGUACGACAUGACCUUGGCUAAUGCUUGUAUUGCUCUUAGCAAUAAAUGGGUUGAGGUAAGGCGAAUACAGUAUACACAGCUGUGAAGUCUACACAGAGAAAGUAUAACUAACCUGGUUCUCCCAAUGGUAUUCUAGGCUAAGGAAAGUGAUCUGAGCUCCUUCAGUGCUGAAGAUUUAAAAGAUUUGUCCACAUUUCAGAAAACUGAGUUUUUAACGCUUUUGCUGCUCAAGGUAAGAGAAUAAUCUUUUACAUCAUAAUAUAGCUCUUUCAGUUGGCGUUCAAAGAUAGCUCAGGCUGACCGCUCGGUGUUGAGAGGCAUCUUACACUAUGAACAGUUUCAAAACCACUCAAAGAUUUUUCAGCUAUUUUUCUCAUUUCCUCUUCAUAGGAGCCACUCCCAGUCGCUCAUGUCAAACGCAUGCAAGAGGUGUACAACUUCAAUGAUGUUAAAAACUCAGAAAUUCGAUUCAGGUAUGUGAUCCUUCCAUUUUACUAAAACACGGAUCAAACUUUCAAGAUUUACUGAAAGCUGAAAAGAACAUUCGUGAUAGGUCAAAACCAGUAGUUGUUACAUGCGUGUCAUUUAUGCAGGUGGCUUCGUCUCUGCAUUCGGGCAAAAUGGGAAGAAGCUAUUCCCUUGGCGCUCAAAAUGGCAACAGAUCAAGGAAGGAUGAAAUUUACUCGUCCCCUCUAUCGGUAAGCUAUACAGAGUGAAAAGUUGGUGUAAAACAUCACAUUCUUGGUUUUACACUAGACAAAGUUGAAUAGUUAUCACUUAGAAGCUCACUAGUUCUUUCCACUUCCAAAUUUGCAAACCAUUUUAAUGCAUUUCUUUUUAACCCCUUCUUUUCAGUGAUUUGUACAACUUUGACAAGUCUUGUGAUUUAGCAGUCAGCACCUUUAAGAAGAACAGAUCGUCUAUGCAUCCAGUGACUGAAAUGCUUGUGGCAAAGGACCUUCACGUGGAUAGUUAAUGUCACUUUAGCAAUUAAGGGUUUUCUCACCAUCCUCAAUCUCUUGAAUUUUUAUGCGAUCAGAGCUUUGUAUGGUGCACAAAUUGGGUACCUUUUUAUAUGCUUGCAAUUUUUAUCAUCAUCAAAAAAUAAAUAGAAAAAAAAAAGCAUGAUUGGUUUGAUUACAUUUUCUUACAGUAUAGCCAAUAGCUUCCAGG